Molecule: messenger RNA, 1134 nt
Organism: Podospora anserina S mat+
Lineage: Eukaryota; Fungi; Ascomycota; Sordariomycetes; Sordariales; Podosporaceae
Exons: 2
Coding region: 1-1134 (377 amino acids)
Source: RefSeq, a predicted model, not a curated record
AUGGCAGACAAAUACGUGCUCCGCGUCACAGCCGGGCCGUCCUACGACCUGUCAACCCACCAGCUCGUCAACGUCAACUCUUCCACCCCAACCACCAUCUCGUCCGAUUUGAUUUCUGCUAGCCUCAACGUCCGCAUCCAAAACCACCACCGCUCUGUCCCCCCCACUGCUCCCAGAACCUCCCCCUAUUUUGAGCAGGAGCCGCACAAAUCCAAUAAUGACCAGUACUCGAUCGCUUUCAAGUUUAAGCUUCACGCUCCGGAGAGGGACGAGUCACACAGGAACGAGAUCGGGGAAGCGGAGGAUGAUGAAGGGGAGGAGAUUGAAGAGGAUGAUGACAUUGGUGUAAAAGGAGGGGACUUGCAGUUCGGGAAUGACUUUGACCAUCCUAUCCGUGACAGACUCCCGCCUGGGUUCGGGGCCGCGAUGAGGAUUGUCAAGUGGUGGGUUGAUCCCGGGUUGGAGGGGGAUCCGUACGCUGACACGCCGUAUCUGUAUGGAGUUGGGUUGAGUAGCUUUAAUGCUGUGCAUGUUGGCCCUGGGGUGGAGGAUGACCCAAAGAAGGGCGGGAUUUGGGUUGAGGAAGGGGGGGAUGAAAAAUGGAGAAUUGAGAGGGGGGUUCCACGGGAGGGCAGGGAGAGGAUGAAGUGGGGGUUGAAGGGGGCUAAUUUGGAGAGGUGGGUUUGGGAGUAUGGGAGGGAGUAUGCGGUUGAUUUUUAUAACCCUUACAUUGACUUUGGGGAGUUUGCGUUGAGGUUGCCUGGGUUUGGGUUGGGGAUUAUGAGGUAUUGGGAUGGGCAGGGGUUGAGUAACAAGGUCAAACGCUUACACCAGCUUAGGUAUGUCCUCCGCAACAAGAAGACGAAGCAGGUUUACCUGGUGGUGUUGUUUACACUGCACCUGAAGGGGGAUGUCAAUGAGGAUGGGAGCUUGAAGCCGGCUGCGAUUGAGGCGUUGAAGAAAAGGUCGGGGGCUUUGGAGGGGGAACAGGGGGCGCCGUUGGCGGAUGAUGUUGAGAUAAGGGAGGACGGGGAGGACUCGAAGAAUGGGAAAGUCAAUGAGGAUAAGAUGGUGGAGGAGGCGAGGAAGAAGUUGGAGGGGGCAAAGGUGGAGGCUGAUGAGGAUGUUGAUUGA